AUGAUUGAUCCUUUCCCUCCACCACCGGCGUGGCUCGUCGAACUGGUCAAGCCGUACUGCGACGCCCUCUACCUUCCGACCUUACCGUACCAUAUCCAUGAAGUCCUAUUCUCAUUCAUCCUCUACCAGACGACACAGUCCAUCAUCUCUCCCGUCUUGUCGAACUUCCUGUUUCCGAACAUCUAUUCGAAGCUCACGCGGCGGACGCGCAUCAACUGGGAUGUGCAUGUUGUCUCGCUGGUGCAGUCAUGCUUGAUCAACACCUUGGCCCUAUGGGUGAUGUUCAAAGACAAAGAGCGAUAUGAUAUGCAGAACAAUGCGAUAGAACGAAUAUAUGGUUACACCGGUUCUUUGGGCCUUAUUCAAGCCUUUGCGACAGGAUAUUUUGUUUGGGACCUGGUCGUGAGCACUCGGUACCUCAAGAUCUUUGGACCUGGUAUCUGGGCUCAUGCUGUGACUGCACUUUCGGUCUUUUCUCUGGGCUUUAGGCCUUUUUGCAAUUACUACGGUCCAGUGUUUAUCCUCUAUGAACUCUCCUCGCCAUUUUUGAACAUCCACUGGUUCUGCGACAAGCUUAACAUGACUGGGUCCAAACUCCAAUGGUACAACGGCAUGAUACUCCUCGCCAUGUUCUUUUCUUGCCGGCUGCUCUGGGGCACUUAUCAGUCCCUCCGAGUAUACCAGGACGUCUGGCAUACCAUGCACCUGAACUCGACCGGCCCACUGAUACGAGAAAUCCAGAGCUCGGCGCAUUCCUCGAUCUUCGUUCCUCGGGAUGGUCAAUUGUGUCUAGGCGACCAGAGCUGUCUUGUCGCCCAGUCGGAGGUGAUGAAGUUUACUGGGUCGCAUACCAAGCCUAUCCCGCUGUGGCUGGCUGCCGUGUACUUGACUUGCAAUCUGGUGCUCAAUUCGCUGAAUUUCUACUGGUUUGGCAAGAUGAUUGAGACGGUGCGUAAGCGGUUCCAAGGCAAGCCUCAUGACGAGUUCCCCCGCGAGCGUCAUCAUGAGAGGAAGACUAGCGUGGUUGAGGAGAUGGCUACGGAGCUGGACUAUGAGACCAUGUCUGGGCCGAAGACACCGCUGGAGGAGAAGGACGAUGUUAUUGCCAGAAGCACGGCGGUGAGUGAUGGCUCGGCGGAGGUGAAGAAGCGCUAG
This is a messenger RNA of Exophiala dermatitidis NIH/UT8656, 1155 nucleotides long. RefSeq lists its product as uncharacterized. Gene Ontology annotation, biological process: lipid homeostasis. Gene Ontology annotation, cellular component: membrane; endoplasmic reticulum. The record is from RefSeq and is a predicted model, not a curated record. The transcript is spliced from 2 exons. Lineage: Eukaryota; Fungi; Ascomycota; Eurotiomycetes; Chaetothyriales; Herpotrichiellaceae. Bases 1 to 1155 code for a protein of 384 amino acids.